AUGCAAAGCCUCUCCGUUCAAGAACAGGCCGCGCGGCCAAGUCAGGGACAACGCCUCCCCAAUGAGCUUCUGCUUCAUGUCGUCAGCUUCCUUGAACCAGCAGGGCCCGAGUUUUUACCCCCCGCGCACCCAACGACCAAGACGCUGAUGAUACUUAUGCGCCUUUGCAAAACAACAAAUGAGGCUGCUAGCGCUAUAUUUACCCGGCACUGCAUCUACCUUGACUCGGAGGAUCGCACGCUGAGGUUUGCGAGAUGCCUCUCUCUCGCCAGCUCUCAGUCGAUGCCAGGACAUAGGUCGCCGUUCGUGGGCAUAACAUCCAUCUUCAUGGAGUCUUUUCUGCAAUACACGGACGAGGUCGAGGGAACACUGGCUUUGGUGAAACCUAAUUCCUACGACCCAAGCGAUCUCACUCAGGAAGGCCACAAUGAUAGCAUGGCUGGAGAAGUGGAGGAAGAAAACAAUGAUGAAGCAGAACAGGUUGACGGAGAUGGAGCUGACGACGGAGAUGAUUUCGCGGUACUAAGUCCAUGUCCGCACCCACAAAUUAACGAUCUGCCGGUGGCGACCGCGGUCCAGGACAUCUUUAUUGCAGUCGCGCCCACGCUACGGAGGCUCAUUGUGAACAUCCCUCUCCGCUCCCUCUACCCAGAAGAGGACCAAUUAGGAGUGAAGGCUGUCUUGCGGCGUGGAUUCGAGGCACUCGUGAACCUCGAGGAGUUUGCUAGUCUCCAGGACGAACUGUAUGUGGGAACUGAAACGGGCCCCCAGGCAAUUGAACAGGAGGAGGUUUGGGCAACGCGCUGGCCAAAACUUCGCCGCCUAUAUCUGUACAACCCUUUAAUCGAGGAAGAAUUCUGGUACGACGUGUUACGCAGCCCCAACUUGGAAGUUGUCAUAGUGGGUCGACCUGAUGGCAACAGUUCGGAGCCUGCGGAUGUCAAGCGCCGAUGGAUUUCCGCUCUCGAGGGUAAUCCCUUCACCGGGGAUGUUUACAAUGAUGCAAUACGUCCACUCACGUAUAUCAAUGUCGAUAUAGCAGGCCAUCAGCCGUCACUACUGGAUUUUCGCUCCGCUUGGAAUACGUUGGAUCCUGAAGAGUGUAUGCGAGUACGAGCGGUUGACGCGUCGCCUCAAGUCUGGUUGGCCGAACUCGGCAAUACGGCAUUGGUAGAGCCUUGUCCGAGAUGGUCGGUGAAAUUUUGGUCGAGGAAGCAUAGUCUUAAAGGCACGCUCUGGGAUGAAAACGCCAUUGGCGCAUAUAAUCCUCUGUCUGUGGAAGAGUAG
This is a messenger RNA of Clonostachys byssicola, 1287 nucleotides long. NCBI's taxonomy places the organism in Eukaryota, Fungi, Ascomycota, Sordariomycetes, Hypocreales, Bionectriaceae. The record is from the annotation of a GenBank genome assembly.